Molecule: messenger RNA, 2540 nt
Organism: Astyanax mexicanus (Mexican tetra)
Lineage: Eukaryota; Metazoa; Chordata; Actinopteri; Characiformes; Acestrorhamphidae
Gene: bokb
Product: BCL2 family apoptosis regulator BOK b
Exons: 5
Coding region: 805-1404 (199 amino acids)
Biological process (GO): regulation of apoptotic process; intrinsic apoptotic signaling pathway in response to DNA damage; extrinsic apoptotic signaling pathway in absence of ligand
Cellular component (GO): mitochondrial outer membrane
Molecular function (GO): protein heterodimerization activity; protein homodimerization activity
Source: RefSeq, a predicted model, not a curated record
UUACUGUGAGUUGUUAGUGAAACUACCUCCAAGAGGGUGCUCCUAUAUGCCACCAAUAGGAUAUUCUAAUUAUAUAUUCUCUACACGUAAAUCACAAAUAAGGAAAACUGUAUAGCAACUGUAUUAAAAUUAUUGUUACACAAUGUUUGUAUGGAAUUUAACCAAAUACACAGCGACACAAAAGCCAUGUUAUACAUAAUUUCAGGUCACUGUCAUGCUCGUCACACAGGCCUAAGAGGUCAUCUGUCCUACCUGAAGUGUUUUGAAGUAGGUUUAGUCUAUAUUUGGUCUAAAUCCCUUUCAUUGACGCUGAUAAGUGAAUUAUCCGAGGCUUACGGCUGCGGGAGGGAGGCGCAGUUCUCGCCUCGGCCUCCAGGGGGCGACAGAAACGCCGGUUUGCGCGCCAAAGCAGAGGCGCAUGGAGACGCGGCGGCUCAUUCAGUGAGAGGCGCUGGAGACGGCGGGUGUAUUUAUCUCUGUGUAGUUUUGGGCUGAAAACGAAGAAAUUAUGAUUUUACAGGGGGUUUAGGCUUCUUAACAGGAGCUUGUGUGCAGAAUAAGAUAAAAUGAAGCAGUUUAUUAUAACCUGAGUAGACCGGGCUGGAGUCAAUCGACCAGGGGAGAAGGUUUAACCACAAACUUCACUUUUUGUCUUUUAUUUUACUAAUUAAAUCAGUUUUACACACUAGAAUCUAUCUUAAACACAAGGAAGCCCUGCAAGAAUGGACUUUUGUGGUUCUGGACGAUGAGAGAGGAGCUCCAGUGGACAGCAGUAAAGCUCUAUAGAACCUCAAGAUCCUGAAGAUGGAUUUGAUGGAUCGAGGCCCGAGUGAGAAGGAGCUGGUUUUCCAGUCUAAGAUACUGUGCAGAGACUUCAUUUACUCCAGGAUCACCAGAGAAGGUCUCAACUGGUCCAAAGUUGAAUCGUCCCUGCCUGUACCAGUUCCAGACGGAGCUCUUGGAGAUGCCUCCAUGGUGCUUCUAAAGCUUGGUGAUGAGCUGGAGUACAUGCGGCCGUAUAUCUACAGGAACGUGGCGAAGCAGCUCAGUAUAUCGGUGUCUGUGGAGAGCGUGGUGUCGGACGCUUUCCUCUCUGUGGCGACGGAGAUCCUCUCCCUGGGGAUCACGUGGGGGAAGGUGGUGGCCAUCUUUGCAGUAGCUGGGGGUCUGGCGGUGGACUGUGUCCGGCAGGGUCAUCCAGCCAUGAUACUCACUAUAGUGGACAGCCUGGGGGAGUUCGUCCGGAAGAGCCUGGUGCCCUGGCUGAAGAGGAGAGGAGGCUGGGGAGACAUUUCAAAGUGUGUGACGAGCGUGGACACUACACCUCCGUCCCAUUGGAUGUCUGCAGUAGUAUCAACCUGGAGGCACGUUGUGAAGACCAUGUACAUCUACCUGAUGAAGUAACUGUGGAAGCAGUAGCUGUUAAUACGGCUCCAGGACUGGAAUUACUGGGAAGUCUCAGACUGCUCAUGAUCUCAGAGCUUUACUAAUGGAGAAAUGGCUCCCUCUGCUGGAUUCAGAGUGUAAUACAUACAUACACACACACACACACACACACACACGCACACACAGGUAUUUAAGGCUGUGCAGGUAAAAGUGUCCCAAAUCUGAUUUUCUUAGUUAAUCUGAUGUUUAUUUAAAGCUGUUAAUAUUAUCUUUAUAAUGAUACACAAAUCUGACAUUAGUGUGAACAGUCUGCUUUGUGUAAGUGAUGCACGUUUGCUAAUCAGCAUUGCUUCACAUGAAGUUUCGGUUUCAUCCUCACCAGAAUCUCAAUAGCUAUAAAGAGCUGAUUAUUAUUAUUAAUUCUGAGAAAAUUUGCCUUAAAGCGUAAUGUUAGUUAGACUCGGACAGCCACCCCUCUUUAAAACUUCUUUUAAACUUUUUAAGCUUUUUCUUCUUUUUUUUCCCCUCCUUUCCGCCAGUUCAUUGGGAACACUAAGUGGUCACAACACCAGUCUUCUAAUAUUAUUGGAACAGAGACCUAAUUCCAUAUAUUUCAGAGCUUUGUUACCUUAUUAUCCCACUACUGAAACCAUCCCUCACUGCUGUCGUCCAUUUUCAUGUCUAUUCACCACUUUUUUUUUCCUUCUUUUAAUGUCACGUGAAUUCCAGUCUGGCUGUUCAGACAGAGUAUUCAUUUAAUUAACAGUACUUAAAUCAGAAUUUCUCAAGUAAUUAUUUAUUAGUGACACUAAGACAUUAUAGUGUUAAAACUGUUAUUUGAUUUACUGAUGUAAAAUCAUGGAUUUGGGUCACUUUUACCCGCUGUGUGCUCGAGCCUCGCGUAACAUUAGAUCUAGUUUGGGGGUUUUAAAAGCACUGCUAGUUCACUGAACUGUUAAUGGAACUGAUUGGACGACUGUGUCCCUGUGAACAGAUUCCAAGACUGGAUCCAGGAGAUUGGAAUCCAGAUUGAACGUGUAUGAAAGCUGUUUGUAGAAGAUAAGUGUGUAAUGUUUGGCUGAGAAUGUGUUAAAUAGGAGAAAGUGUGCAAUAUCAGUUUGUUUUAUGGAGUGAAAAUCACCCAUAUUAACAAA